Verruconis gallopava is the source of this 1433-nucleotide messenger RNA. RefSeq lists its product as uncharacterized. Lineage: Eukaryota; Fungi; Ascomycota; Dothideomycetes; Venturiales; Sympoventuriaceae. The coding region runs from base 140 to 997 and encodes 285 amino acids. The record is from RefSeq and is a predicted model, not a curated record. The transcript has 2 exons.
GCUGGUUCGUGGCUCGCUCGAUCGUCCUCUCUCCCAGCGGCCAUCUCCCACCGUCCGUCUUCCCCUUUCCACAGCAACUCCCUCCCCGCCUCAGGCCCUAAGGGGUGUAUAUUGUUUGCUCUUCUCUGUGCAGCCAACCAUGCCGCCAUCGCCAACAUUGCCGCCACAUGCACUGUCCUUCGUACCUCCCCGUCCACGACUCGUCUCGAUAAUACGUUCUAUAGAUCCUUUAGAGGACACAAGCAUUGCUGAAGAUCCCCCUCGUCCGCCUUCACAUCAAGGAUCCCUACAGGCCACCAGUUCUUCCAACACGUCGCCCUCCUCGACCUCGGCGGCGCCAGUAGAGUCACAUCCUUCAUCCCAGUCGCUAGUUUCCAAUAUGCCGCCACGUAAUAGCUCCCGACUAUCUGAGAACAAACGUCCUCACAAGCGUUCGGCUUCACAAGCCGUGGAUCUAGAUGACGAGGAGGCCGAUGCUGAGGCUCCUUCUACAUCAGCAGCUGGAACCAGCAGAAAGCGGCGCAAUAUAGAUACAGCCCAAAGGCGGAGAGGGUCAGGGCAAGGCGGUCCAAGGAGUCAGGGCGAGCCGAUAGUGAUUGAGGAUCUAGAUGACGUUGAUGAGGACAGCGAGAAGGAUGAGGAGGCUGAGAAGAUGAAGGAGACUCUUCAGAGGCAACGAGAAGAGCAAGUCAAAGCAGCACAGGAGUCGGACAAGGAACCGCCAAGGUUGAAUAAGCUGCAAUGUGUCAUAUGCAUGGACUCCUUCACAGACAUGACGGCUACAAGCUGUGGCCACAUUUUUUGCCACGAAUGCCUAAUAAGUGCUCUGAAGGCCAGCGAAGCACGGAGGUUCAUGGCCACGGGAAUACACGGCAAAAAGAGUCAGUGCCCCGUCUGCAGGACGACUCUGAAUCGGAGUAAGAAGGGCGAUGUUAUCCCACUACUGAUUAUGAAGCAAGGGCUGAAGACACAGCCAAGAAAAAUGAAAGACGGGUAAGGAGCACAUGUGAAGCUGGAACAUAGUUUCCAAAGUGAUUAAGACCGUCGAAAAUCCACAUGGUCGAGAGAACAUAGACGUGGGAUAACCAGGGUGCUCGAAGUUCGAAAAAGCCAGAUUUUCGAAUUCUGUAGAGAGCCAUGAGAAUACUCAUGAUGCAAAUUCGUCAGAGCAUCUCAUGGUUGCUAUACAAGCUUAGGAUGGCUUUAAAGUGUGCAUGAAACAUUUCGAAGAACCCAUUUUUAGGAAUCUGUCGCAAAUUUUUCAAGCAGCUUCCCAUGGGACUAUUCUACUCUUUAUACGCGCGCGUCUGACAUGCAUCACAGCCGUGAGAGAGAGAUGAGGUACAUGGCAGAUGUUUGCAAGCAGAUCUUUAGGCUCAUCAUGAUGUUGUAAAUAACGCAUUGGCUAUCAUAAACUACUCUUCAGAUUAUCA